CGGAGCUAUGAGUAGGAAACCUGUUUCAGCUUGUCGGCUCACUGCCGGGCAGACACACAAGUUGGCACGAUGUGGCUAUGAGACUGUUGGUGACCUGGAAUAUGUGACAGUUGCGGAGCUCAGCAAAGAGUUGGAGAUUGGUGAGGAAGAAGCUGCCCAGAUUCUUCGCCAGAUCAAGGAUGACUCCUCGUCAGGUGUUGAGUCAUCGACGGUGUUUUCUGGACUGAGGCGAGAAGAGCAGCUGCACAGCCUCUCUACACUCACUCGUGACUUUGAUGAGCUGCUGGGAGGUGGGAUCGAACCGCGCAAGCUCACAGAGUUCUGUGGUGCACCUGGAGCAGGCAAAACCCAACUCGCCAUGCAGCUGUCUGUGAACUGCCAGCUGCCUCACGCAUUUGGUGGACUCGCUGGACAAGUUGUGUACAUUGACACGGAGGGCAGCUUCAUGGCAGACAGGUUCAAGGAGAUUGCAGAGCACACGCGCUCAGAGCUUCAGCCGCGUGCAUCCCGACGGCGAAAGAAGCAGGCGGCGCUGCCGUCGGUCGAGGAGAUGCUCGAAGGCGUGCACGUGUUUCGUGUUCACAACUACAUUGAGCAAAUCGCCGUGCUCAACGCCCUGCCUGCGUUCCAGAUUGAUCAUCCGCAGGUGAAGCUGGUUGUGAUUGACAGCAUUGCGUUUCACUUCCGCGCGGACUUCCACGACAUGGGUCUGCGCACGCGUCUGCUGAACGGCGCAGCACAGCAGCUCCUCUCCCUGGCCACCCAGCACAACAUCGUCGUGCUCAUCACCAACCAGAUGACCACCACCAUCAAGGAUGGAACAGCAACCCUCAUUCCAGCGCUCGGGGAAACUUGGGCACACGCGUGCACAACGCGGGUUGUUCUCGCCUUUGAUGGCGACACACGGUCUGCGUCCCUCUUCAAGUCGCCGUCGCUGCCCGAGGGCUCUAUCCACUACUCAGUCACGGCUGGAGGGGUGCGGAGUGUGCGCGGGGCUGCGGGGCCGUCAUCGCAGACGCCCUCGUCAUCAUCAACCUCCUCGACAGCAGCAACAGCAGCAGCAGCAGCUACAACAGCAAAGCGCCGACACGAGCACUCAUAGCAAGCGGCCUGCGUGUUGUGUCGUCAGUCACUGGGUGAUGUUCUCAUUGCAGACGCAGCAAGAAGAGCAGCAGCAGCGGCGGCGGCGGCGGCGGCGCUGGUUGUGCGUGAGGUAAAUGGCGAGUUUAAUGAAUCAAGGGAAAAUACGGCGGGUUGCUUAAUACCUCUUGCCUGACAGAGGGGCAAGAAGAGACCAAGUGGGGUGUGAUGGUGGGAAUGGACUGGGGCCAGUGCUGCUGCUGUGAUUUUCAGACAUGACCGUGUGUGCCAUGAUACAGCAAGCACCGCAGCUCCACGCAUAGUUUUGCCUAAGGAAGCUUCUAAAAUAAACGUUCACAACCACA
Molecule: messenger RNA, 1445 nt
Organism: Salpingoeca rosetta
Lineage: Eukaryota; Choanoflagellata; Craspedida; Salpingoecidae
Exons: 11
Coding region: 8-1102 (364 amino acids)
Biological process (GO): DNA repair; reciprocal meiotic recombination; meiotic DNA recombinase assembly
Cellular component (GO): Rad51C-XRCC3 complex; Rad51B-Rad51C-Rad51D-XRCC2 complex; replication fork
Molecular function (GO): ATP binding; four-way junction DNA binding; ATP hydrolysis activity
Source: RefSeq, a predicted model, not a curated record